Messenger RNA from Vitis riparia (riverbank grape), 1677 nucleotides. Its product is annotated as tryptophan synthase beta chain 1-like. Gene Ontology annotation, biological process: L-tryptophan biosynthetic process. The record is from RefSeq and is a predicted model, not a curated record. Gene Ontology annotation, cellular component: cytoplasm. NCBI's taxonomy places the organism in Eukaryota, Viridiplantae, Streptophyta, Magnoliopsida, Vitales, Vitaceae. Bases 62 to 1498 code for a protein of 478 amino acids. Gene Ontology annotation, molecular function: tryptophan synthase activity. The transcript has 5 exons.
GAAAAUACCACCACCAUUAAUCAUUCAACUUAAUUUUCUCUCGCUUUGUCUCUGCAUAGUCAUGGCUUGCAACCUCCAAACUUCUUUCCUUCCUGCUCUGAAAUUUCCCGCAGAAGCAACCUUAGACAAAAGAAGAGGCAAUGGCUUGGUGGUUUGCUCAGUUGCUAGUGCUGCUGACAGCAUUAUGACUGCAAGCACACCAACUGGGUCGGCCGCUGUGGUCGUGAGGCCAAGGCCACUGUCAAGAAGAGAGGUUGAAACCAAUGAGAGGAAAAUGACUGGUACUACGGGAAAAUUUGGAAGGUUUGGGGGGAAGUUUGUGCCUGAAACACUGAUGACUUGUUUGAGCAAGCUUGAAGCUGAAUUCAACCUGGUUUUGCAUGAUGCUGAAUUUCAGGAGGAGCUGGCGACGGCGCUAAGGGACUAUGUGGGACGCGAGACGCCUCUCUACUUCGCUCAGCGCCUCACGGAUCACUACAAGAACGAGAGUGGGUGUGGGCCACAGAUUUACCUAAAGAGGGAGGAUCUCAACCAUGGUGGAGCACACAAGAUCAACAAUGCCAUUGCACAGGCCAUGAUCGCCAAACGCAUGGGCAGGACGAGUAUUGUGGCGGCCACCGGAGCUGGGCAGCACGGCGUUGCAACAGCCGCUGCGUGUGCUAAACUUUCUUUGAAGUGCACCAUCGUCAUGGGGACCUUGGACAUGGAAAGACAAGCAUCCAAUGUGCUCUUAAUGAAGCUCCUAGGUGCUGAGGUUAAAUCUGUUGAUGGGAAUUUUAAGAACGCAACCUCAGAAGCGAUCCGGGAGUGGGUUGGGAAUUUGGAAACAAACUACUUCUUGAUAGGCACCGCAGUGGGGCCUCACCCAUGUCCAAGCAUGGUUCGUGAGUUUCAAUCAAUAAUUGGGAAGGAAACAAGGAGACAGGCAAUGGAGAGAUGGGGUAGGAAGCCCGAUGUGUUGGUUGCUUGCGUGGGGAGUGGCUCCAAUGCACUAGGGCUGUUCCAUGAAUUCAUAGCGGAUAAAGAUGUGAGGAUGAUUGGAGUUGAGGCAGCUGGGUUUGGGCUGGAGAGUGGGAAACACUCUGCAACUUUGGCUAAAGGAGAGGUGGGUGUGUACCAUGGAGCUAUGAGCUACUUGUUGCAAGAUGAGGAAGGGCAGAUAGUUGGGCCACACUCAAUUGGAGUUGGGAUGGAGUACCCAGGGGUGAGCCCAGAGCUGAGCUUUCUCAAAGAAACAGGGCGGGUGGAGUCGUACAGUGUCACUGACCAAGAAGCUGUAGAUGCAUACCAAUUAUUGUGCAGAUUAGAGGGAAUUUUCCCGGCCUUGGAAGCCUCUCAUGCUCUGGCAUUUCUGGACAAGCUAUGCCCGACCCUCCCAGACGGGGCCAAGGUUGUAGUAAAUUGUAGUGGGCGCGGAGAUAAGGAUGCCCCAACUGUUUUCAGGCUCACACAAGGGUCCAGCCUAGGUGACAACAAAAGGCAUCCUGUGAGCCCAUAAGCCUGUGGCUGUGUCCAUUUGCUACUAGAACAAACACCCAUCAAUCAUCAUCACCACUAGGGUACACUAGAUGUAAUUUUAAAGUUCAAGAGGCAGAAAAGAUAUGCAAAAUUUGAUUGAUCAAUUGAAACUGCAACUUAAUAUGUUUUAUUAAGGAAAAGAAAUAUCCUGUUCAAUAA